AUGCCGCUAUCAAGAAAGGCUGCUGUCCUUAUUCUGCUGUUCGCAGAUGACAAAGGCGGCUUAAGGGUGGUUAUCACGAUGCGUGCGACUACGCUCAGCUCCUAUUCAGGACAAGCAGCACUACCGGGAGGCAAAGCUGAACCAGGCGAAACGGCGUUCGAAGCCGCACGGCGCGAGGCCUCGGAGGAGAUAGGCCUGCCACGACGGGACGGGGCAUUGCCACCACCGUUCAAAGUCGAACACCUGUGCGAGAUGCCCACCAAUCUGGCCAAAACCGAACUUGUGGUUCGCCCUUGCGUGGCAUUAUUACAUUCGUAUGACCCUGAGACGGGCUUGGACGCCAAUGUUGCAGAAAAACUGCUUCCCAGGCUAGAUGCAAGGGAGGUGGCGGCUGUAUUUUCGGCUCCCUUCAAGAACUUCCUGUACAAGGAGGAUCUGCCUGACCAACCCAAUCUUCCCGGGAAACCAAGCGAUUGGUACAAAGGUGCCUGGACUGAUUGGCACCAGAGUCGGUGGAGGAUGCACAAUUUCUUUGUCCCUGUCACAAACCAGAUUGUCUCAAAACCCAAGAAGAACGAGGGACAAAAGGCGGUCGCAAGCCAUCUUGACCAGUUUGAAAGGUACCGAGUUUUCGGCAUGACUGCUAGGAUCUUGGUUGAUGCUGCUCGCUACGCCUACGAUCAAGAACCGGAGUUCGAGCAUAACAGUCACUUUGGUGAUGAAGAUAUGAUAGUCCGUCUACGCAAAAUUGGGCGACUGGGCGACAUAAGACGCCCAGGUGACGAGCUUACCAAAGAAGACCUGGCUGCCGCUGCGAAGCUCUAA
Molecule: messenger RNA, 825 nt
Organism: Exophiala dermatitidis NIH/UT8656
Lineage: Eukaryota; Fungi; Ascomycota; Eurotiomycetes; Chaetothyriales; Herpotrichiellaceae
Exons: 1
Coding region: 1-825 (274 amino acids)
Biological process (GO): coenzyme A catabolic process
Molecular function (GO): acetyl-CoA hydrolase activity; coenzyme A diphosphatase activity
Source: RefSeq, a predicted model, not a curated record